AUGAAAUCAUUUACCAGAAGAGUGCUCCGCAAGCCCAGCUUCCGUAUCAGCCGUAGAAAGAAAAAGAAACAAAAGGAUGUUGCCACCAAGUCGCCCCCGACCCUUGAAGACCUUCCAGUUGAACUGAAGCAACAAAUGGCAUCCUUUCUUUCGGUUCGCGACCUCUUGAAUCUUAAACAGACAUCCAAGUGUAUGAAUGGAAAUCUUGGCAUUUGCGUAAUAUCGCUGCAUUUGGGAGAUCGAGUGUCCCAGAGCAAGAUUUUUGAGACAGUCCAAAGCCCAAAGUACUUUGCAGUAAGCACACAAUGUUUUGCGGCCGCCAUUCCAAAUCAAGAAUCAUAUACUUAUGCGACAACCAUCAGCUGUAACCUAGGCACCAACGGCUUUGGUGCCAUUUGGGUCGUGGAGCAGGAUUUACCUAAAAUGCAAACCCUCAAAACCUUGGAGAGUCGUGGCUUCAGGAGUGGCAAAAUCAUAGACAGUGCUACAACAACAUCAUCAAGAAAAUUGGUUCUUGAAUUCUUCCCUAAGGUCGGCAAAUUUUACCAGUUUUGGAUUAAUGCUCGCCGGCUUGAGAACCUCCAUAACAUCGAGUUGCAUAGCGUUGGCGUGCCGAUGAGGCCAUCGGACCAUACCAUAUUGCAGUUUGAUAUUCGUCUCCAAAUCCCCCGCGAUCUUCAUCCUCGUAUUUCCCGCCGCAAUCCAAGGUAA
This is a messenger RNA of Cylindrotheca closterium, 711 nucleotides long. The record is from the annotation of a GenBank genome assembly. NCBI's taxonomy places the organism in Eukaryota, Bacillariophyta, Bacillariophyceae, Bacillariales, Bacillariaceae.